GCUAUGUACAUAUGUGAGGAUGCCCAACAAUUCUACUUCCAAGGAGGCUAUCACACUGGCAACACACACUGAACCCCCAUUGCAAUCGGAAAUUCCGAGCAAAUGCUAAAGCAAAACACAUGUAUUUCAAUGAGUUCAGCAAUCAAGUGGCGUUCAGAUGGCUUGCAAAUGAUAAUCCGUAAUCGAGCAUUAUGGCCCACUCGGGCGACUAUAAACGGCCAAUCGGGGCAGAUUAAUCCACUGAAGAGUGCCAUAAAUCCACAUCCAGGUGGGAACGUUUCGUCAGUGGCAGAAAGAGUGGAAUAUACUCAAGAUGCAAAUAAGUUCGGCUCUGGUUGGUCUCCUAUUCGUCGUUCUCCAGGUGAGAGGUCUCCUCUGCCUGGAUCUGGCUCGUGGCGCACUGAUGGGGCGCAUCAGCGGCGGAGAGGAGGCCCGCGAGAAUCAGUUUCCCUAUCAAGUGGGUCUAUCUAUAGAGGAGGCCAACGACUUGUUUAGUUGGUGCGGUGGUAGCUUGAUAUCGGAUCAAUAUCUACUGACGGCAGCGCACUGUGUGGAGGAGUAA
This is a messenger RNA of Drosophila subobscura, 562 nucleotides long. Its product is annotated as chymotrypsin-like elastase family member 2B. Gene Ontology annotation, molecular function: serine-type endopeptidase activity. The transcript has a single exon. The record is from RefSeq and is a predicted model, not a curated record. The coding region runs from base 314 to 562 and encodes 82 amino acids. NCBI's taxonomy places the organism in Eukaryota, Metazoa, Arthropoda, Insecta, Diptera, Drosophilidae. Gene Ontology annotation, biological process: proteolysis.